GGGCAACAUGCAACCUCAUGCCAUGAUUGCCUUCAGCUAUUCACCUAAUUCUGCUCAAGUACUCGGGAGAAGUCAUCUCCCCCGUCUUCAUGUCUUCUGCGUAUAAAGGAUAAGUAUAUACGGAAAGUCGCUGUCUCCGGAGACUCCGAUGGACAAAUGGUCGUCCUGAGACGCUGACUCGAUUGCUUUGUCACAGCUGUACUGCCGUAUCUCCAUAUAUCCUCUUGUUCAAGGUUUUAAAGUGUCCUCAUCAUUUGCUUGAGGUUCGACCUUCAGCAGCUUUGCUUCCCCACAAAAAGGCUGGGAAUCAGUCGAACUGAAGGGCUACUGAAGGGAUGUCGCGAGCCGAAGUCCUGCCGACAGCUUUUGACCUUUCUCUACGGAGAUCAUGGUUCUCUCGUCCUGCAGGAAAUCAAGCAGCCGCAAGAGCCGAGGCUGAUCAGGUGUCGCAAGCAGACCCAGAGUUUAAGCUUCCAAAGCUUUCCUCAUUGGCGAUCAUACUGAUCACCAAUGGCUUGAUGCAGAUCUCAUUCUUCAUCAUUGUGUCCUCCUCCAACUUGUACGCAGAGCAUUUGGGUGGUAACGCCACAUUUUCUGGCAUUGUCAUUGGUAUUCCUACGGCUAUCUCUGGACUUUCGCUCUUGCCAUUGAUGAGAUUUGAUCAAGGUCGUUACCGAAGACCCCUUCACUUUGCUUGUGCUUCUUCUGUGCUAGGGCACAUAUUGUACGGAUUGGCGUACAAGGCAAACUGGCUGUACCUCAUACUAUUGGGCCGUAUUGUUUCCGGAUUUAGUUUCACGUUCUUCAUGUAUUCCAAACGGUAUUGCUCAGAUCCUCGUAUCGUUGGAAUUCGGAGACGCACCACCCUUGCCGGAUGGCUUGUGGUGGGCCAAGCCGUUGGUUUCAGCUUCGGUCCUUUUGUGGGAGGUUUACUAUAUAAAAUUGGCUUUUCGAACGCUAUCUUCAAUGGCUAUACGAGCCCCGCUUGGCUUAUGGCUGGAGUUUGGGCAAUAUUCUGGGUUCUCACCAUAUUCUUCUUCGAAGAUAUACCCAGCGUUCCACCUCCCGCUCCAGUACCCGGGACAACUAUCGAGAUGACGAAUGUGACGGACCAGAGUUCUUCUGGAACACCUGCAGACUCAUCCAAGUCCUUUACAACCAUCCAUGUUUCCAACGUUGAGAACGCGGCCGAUGGGCCGGAACCUUUCAAAAUGAGUGCCGCCCAAUGGGGGGUCACAGUAACCAUGUGUUGGUUCGCUAUGACCUGUUUCUUUAUCCUCGGUGCUUGGGAGGCGAACAUCCCGGUAUUCACAGGAUCGGAUUCACCUCUGUCCCCAUUCCAUUUCAGUCCAUUCGCUGCCGGUAAUUUGAUCGCUCUUGGUGGCGUCUGUACUUUCCCCUUCCUCCUCGCCAAUGUUUUCCUCGCACGGCGUUUCCAAGAUCGUUACACGCUCGCACUUGGCACAUUCCUUGGCAGCGCCGGCCUCCUCGUCGCGCUUGCUAUCCUGAGGACUGGCACCGUGAAUUACGGGAGUUUGUUCAUGUCAUGGUUCCUUGUCGCUCUGGGAUUCAACCUGUCGAGUACGGUCACCCUGAGCCUUCUGUCAAAACAGCUUCCAGGCAAAUGGAACGCUCGAACCAGCUUGAUCAUACAAUACAGCAAUUAUACCGGGCGCGUAACAGGCGCUAUAUGGGGCGGAGCAGGAGUAAGUGUUGGCAUGUUGAAUUAUAUUGGAAUGCAGAUCACAAUUGUCGGCAUCGGAGCAGUCCUGUUCUUGACCUUGUGGAGAGACCUCAAGGCUAAGACAGGCUGAACAUUGCAGGAAUGAGUAAUGUGUUUGACGGAAAUGCCGUCUUACUUGUACAGUUUCCUCUUUAUAUCGAAUAGAUCCAUAAGCUUAGAUCUCCUUUCGUCCCCG
Messenger RNA from Somion occarium, 1919 nucleotides. The record is from the annotation of a GenBank genome assembly. Lineage: Eukaryota; Fungi; Basidiomycota; Agaricomycetes; Polyporales; Cerrenaceae.